Lytechinus pictus (painted urchin) is the source of this 1017-nucleotide messenger RNA. Its product is annotated as allatostatin-A receptor-like. Bases 1 to 1017 code for a protein of 338 amino acids. The transcript has a single exon. Gene Ontology annotation, molecular function: G protein-coupled receptor activity. NCBI's taxonomy places the organism in Eukaryota, Metazoa, Echinodermata, Echinoidea, Temnopleuroida, Toxopneustidae. Gene Ontology annotation, cellular component: membrane. Gene Ontology annotation, biological process: G protein-coupled receptor signaling pathway. The record is from RefSeq and is a predicted model, not a curated record.
AUGGAAAAUUUCACGAACUGUACAGAUUUUGAAGUAGAUGGCAAAUGGCGCGCUCGCGGAAAGCCUUUCGAAUGGUUUGAUGGUUUCGUCUGUUUCCUCGUUCUUAUUGGCAUCAUCGGAAACUCUCUCGUCAUCUACAUCAAGCACCGACUGAGUCGCACCCAGGUUACCCCAAUCAACCGCCUCGUCGUCUGUCUGGCUGUGGCGGAUCUUCUAACCGCAGUUUUCAUCUUGCCCUUACCGGAGUACGAGAACCUACCGCGAAGUCCUUGGGCAGAAUUCUACUGUCACGUCAUAGAAUCGAGGUUCUUCCUCUGGGUUUCCUUCAGAGCGUCCGUCUAUACCCUUACCGUGAUUGCCAUCGAACGGUUCUUGGCAAUAGUUCACCCCUUCAUCUACAGAGCACGGGUUCAUAACCGCAACGUCAAGUACACGAUCGCCGCCAUAUGGAUUAUCCCAUUGGUUCUUCGAUUUCCGCAGCUCUUGUGGAAUGUAGUCGGACCGUGUGGACGAUGUGACUUUGUAUACCGGUCCCGCAGCUCUGCAGUAGUCUACACCAUUGUCCUCUUUGUUGUGGAGUUCGUCUGUCCACUGAUCAUCAUGGUGUAUACUAGUAUCAAGAUCAUAAUAAUGUUGAGACGGGAACGGUUUCACCAUGCGGAUACUAUUGAUCCUUCCAGGAGCCGACGGCCGACGCAACUCCAAGCAAUUCAACGUCGUUUCACUAUCAUGUUCAUCUUCAUCUGUGCGACGUUCAUGCUCCUCUGGACUCCCGACCAACUCGGCAUCUUUCUUUACCGCUUGGGCGUAUUCUCCCGGGCUUACACCGAGCAGGUCUACCAACAAGUCUUCUUGAAAUUGUCAUUCCUGAACGGUGCCACCACCAACCCAAUCAUCUACUCGAUAUGUCUGCCUGUUUUUCGUCGGGCUGUGAAAGAGGUGGUGACGUGUCGGAGGACGUCUGACAGGACCCAGGCGCAGAUGAUGGAAAUGACCACGACACCGUCUCCUGUGUAA